Molecule: messenger RNA, 405 nt
Organism: Brenthis ino (lesser marbled fritillary)
Lineage: Eukaryota; Metazoa; Arthropoda; Insecta; Lepidoptera; Nymphalidae
Source: the annotation of a GenBank genome assembly
AUGGCGUCUUGGCCAGAAACACGUGGUAUUACACAAGGUCCCAAUGACUACCGUCAAUCAAAGGAACCUAAUGUAAUACCUGUAUUACGUAGAGAUGUUUUUCCUAAUAAAGCUGUUUAUCUUUACAUUACUUUUAUAGUUUUACUGGGUAUACACAAUAGCGAAAUAGUGCAUUAUUUAGAACAGUCAGAGCUCGAUCUAACUGAUGAAGAAGACCCAGUACCUAUGCCAAUAUUUCAAAAUGAAGAGAAAAUUAGUUCUGGUUCCGGUUCUUCAAACUCAGAAGACGAAACUCGUCCGGGUUCUGAAUAUCUCUGGCCUCAUCAACUACAGCUACCACUGGGUGUCGUGCUAGAACGAGAGAUGAACCUAGGACACUUGGAGGAAGUUCAAGAGGCAGGAGAU